AUGUGGAAUACGAUUGUUUCUGAAUUAACUUCUAAUCAUCAUUCUAUACCCUAUGGCUUGAAGAGAUGGUUUUUUUCUACCAAUCACAAAGAUAUCGGCAUAAUGUAUAUUAUAUUUGCCAUAUUUGCAGGAAUUGUUGGGGGGUUAUUCUCUGUAAUUUUUAGAUUGGAAUUGGCAGUGCCUGGUGGGCAUCUCUUAGGGACAAAUUAUCAACUAUAUAAUGUAUUAAUUACUGCCCAUGCAGUAAUUAUGGUAUUUUUUAUGAUUAUGCCAGCUCUGUUUGGGGGAUUUGGUAAUUAUUUCGUACCAAUUUUAAUAGGCGCCCCAGAUAUGGCUUUCCCAAGGUUAAACAAUAUAAGUUUCUGGUUACUUGUUCCUGCUUUUAUAUUAUUAAUCUUGUCAGCUUUUGUUGAUGGAGGACCUGGAACAGGCUGGACUCUUUAUCCUCCUCUUAGCAAUUUGGUCGGUCACCCCGGAGCAGCUGUUGACAUGGCUAUUUUAAGCUUACACAUCACUGGUCUUUCCUCCAUUCUUGGGGCAAUUAACAUGAUAGUUACCAUUUUUAAUAUGAGAACCGAUAAUAUGGGAUUAUUUGAAAUACCCCUAUUUGUUUGGUCAAUUUUAAUUACGGCAUUUUUGUUAAUAUUAGCUAUUCCGGUGGAGCAAUCACCAUGCUAUUGA
Protopolystoma xenopodis is the source of this 681-nucleotide messenger RNA. The record is from the annotation of a GenBank genome assembly. NCBI's taxonomy places the organism in Eukaryota, Metazoa, Platyhelminthes, Monogenea, Polystomatidea, Polystomatidae.